This is a messenger RNA of Lolium rigidum, 660 nucleotides long. Its product is annotated as chaperone protein dnaJ 72-like. The record is from RefSeq and is a predicted model, not a curated record. Lineage: Eukaryota; Viridiplantae; Streptophyta; Magnoliopsida; Poales; Poaceae. The transcript is spliced from 3 exons. Bases 1 to 660 code for a protein of 219 amino acids.
AUGGGAGACCACUACCAGACGCUGGGACUCCAGCGCGACGCCAGCAAGGCCGACAUCAAGAACGCAUACUUCCGGCUCGCCCACCGCUACCACCCCGACCACCAUAACCACGCCGACGCCGCCGCCCGCGCGGAAGCCGCUCGCCGCUUCCGCCAUGCCAAAGACGCCUACGACGUCCUCUCCGACUACCACCGACGUGCCGAGUACGACCACAACCUCCGUCGCUCCUCCUCCUCGUCUUCGAGUGGCUACAGGACCUCCUCUUCGGGCAAACAGGGGAACCGGCAAGGAGGUGCCUCCUCCUCGUCGUCGUCUUCUUCGACUUCGAGUCAGCACGGACACGGAGGUUCUCGGAGCAGGCCACGUCCACCUCGCCCGGGAGGAGGAUCUGAUCUCGAGAGCGUGAUCGUCGGUGCAUAUGCUGUUUUGAUGGUGCUGGAAGGUCUCGCAGAAGCCGCAAGAGACUGGGAGAACAUGAAACGAGAUGUGGAAAAAAUGAAACGACAAAUCGAAAAGAUGAAGAUAGGAUUUCAAAUGAGGAAGCAACGAUGGGAAAACAUGAAGCAAGAAUGGGAAAAGAAGAAUCCCUGGAAAUCAUGGAUGGAGUCGCGAGAGAAGGAGAAAAAGAAGAACUGGUGGACGGACAUCUUUAGGUCUUGA